Messenger RNA from Mytilinidion resinicola, 1077 nucleotides. RefSeq names its product TauD-domain-containing protein. The record is from RefSeq and is a predicted model, not a curated record. The coding region runs from base 1 to 1077 and encodes 358 amino acids. The transcript has 5 exons. Gene Ontology annotation, cellular component: cytoplasm. NCBI's taxonomy places the organism in Eukaryota, Fungi, Ascomycota, Dothideomycetes, Mytilinidiales, Mytilinidiaceae. Gene Ontology annotation, molecular function: 2-oxoglutarate-dependent dioxygenase activity.
AUGACGACCACUGUAACCCAAACCGAGACUGCCACCCCAAAAGUUGCUCCAAUCAGAAUCGAGACUUCCGUUAACUACGAUGAGGCUCCGUACAAAUACGCCGACUACCUCCCCAAUUACAUUCCCGGCCUCCAAUCACCUCUCGAAGAAUUUGAACACCACGACCCCGGAUCAAGAGCCGACCCAGCCAAAGCCGCUCUCUUAAAUGCCCCUGGAAUCACCGUCAAUGAGAUCACUCCCGCAACUGGCACCGAGAUCCACGGGAUCCAGCUCAGCGCUCUCACUGACGCGCAAAAAGAUGAGCUUGCACUCCUCGCCGCCGAGCGCGGUGUCGUUGUCUUCCGUAAUCAGGACUUCGCUGACAUAGGACCUGAACGCCAACGCGCUUUCGGCGCGCAUUUUGGUCCGCUGCAUGUCCAUCAGCAUGGGGGUCAAGUGAAAAAUUUCCCAGAGCUACUGCCCGUGUAUCGCGAUUUCAAGGCCGGGUCUGUGGACAAUGAGAUCAAGAACAAUGUGAGCAGUAUCAAGUGGCAUUCGGAUAUGAGCUAUGAGAUAAAUGGCAUGGGCACGACGAUCUUUUUCUCACUAGAGACGCCGGUUUCUGGGGGUGAUACGUUGUAUCUAUCUACCACAGCGGCGUAUAAUGCGCUUUCUGAGACGUACAGGACGAGGUUGCAUGGUUUAGAGGCCACGCAUUCUGGGUUCCAGCAGGCGCAGGUCGCGGAGAAUAAGGAGAGGUAUAUUCGGAAGCCGAUUGAGACUGUGCAUCCGGUUGUGAGGACGCAUCCUGUAACGAAAACGAAUUCGCUCUACGUGAAUCGUCUCUAUACGCGCAAGAUUGUGGGCCUGAAGGAGGAAGAGAGUGCGAGCAUUUUAGACUUCCUCUACAAUCACAUCGAGCAUGGUCAAGAUUGGCAUAUCCGCGUUCACUGGACGCCGGGGACAGUUGUGGUUUAUGAUAAUCGCGUGACGCAGCAUUCCGCUCUACGGGACUUCCAGGUCAAGGAGGGCGAGACGAGGAGGCAUAUGCUUCGCAUUACGCCGCAGGGUGAGCGGCCAAGAUUUGAAGGUAGUUGA